Molecule: messenger RNA, 1184 nt
Organism: Cynara cardunculus var. scolymus (artichoke)
Lineage: Eukaryota; Viridiplantae; Streptophyta; Magnoliopsida; Asterales; Asteraceae
Exons: 3
Coding region: 52-972 (306 amino acids)
Source: RefSeq, a predicted model, not a curated record
CUCAGGGUUUGUCUCAAGAUUUUCAAAUUUCAAGGCUAAAUCUCAGUGAUCAUGGAUGGAUGGCGAGAUCAAGCUGUUAGUUCCAAUCAAGAGGUUACAAGAACAAGGUCUAAUAGUUACAGAAAGCCUCCUCUCGGCGGGAAUUUAAAUUGGCAACAAAGCGUCCCUUCGUGGGAGAAAAAGUUUAUUGCCUCAUUUGGCUCGGUACCAUGGAAGAAACUCGUGGAGACAAAGAAAUUCAUCCAUUUGUACGAUAACGUAAUUAAAUGGAAUGACUCCGCAGGAAAAGAAGCAUUCCAAAGCGCGAAAAACAAGUUUUACGCAAAUAUGCACGGUCUUCCCUCCGACAAGUAUUUCCUUGACCCCGAUAUUUACAUCGACAAAAUUGAUUGGAAUUCCCAAGUAGACCCAAAUCUGAUUCUCGACUUAGAAUCUGACUCCGUGGUUCCUGAAUCCUGUUGCAACGACGAACCAGUCGUCAUUUUUGGCACGAGUUUCCCGCCUUCGUAUCAAAGCUUCUCGCCUUACGGAUGGGGGGAUAGCGAUGAUGACGACAAAAAGAAAGAUCCUAAUACAUCACCUGAAUACAAUAUUCAUCAACGGGAAACCGAAGGAAACACGUGGGGUGUCGUUGAUGACGGUAAUAAUUGGUGGGGGUCCAAUGAAGAUGACAAAACGGCCAAUGGAGAUCAUGGCGGCGGCAAUCGGAACGACCACUGGGGUUGGAAUGUGUACGAUAAUAAUAACUAUUACUACGGUGAUGUGAAUAACGAGAUGAGAAAUGGGAGCGGGAGGUCGAUGUCGAGGUAUAAAACAUCGAGGUUCCGUAGGGAUGAUAACCAACCACGGAGGAAUAAUGGAAAUGGGAAGAAAUCGAGUAGUGGUUGUAGACCGUGGAAGUGUGCACCGGUGAACCCCGGUUCGGCUGGGGGAGGUGCACACAGAUGGAGCGUAAAGAAACCUGUUUCUUGAUUUUAAGAGGGUGUGUUUUUUGCUCAAUGACGUUCGUAUCUGUUUUGGUGGAAAGUGCUGAGAGUAAAGUGAAUAUCUACGGGUUUUUGCGUAAGUUUCGAGUAAUAAUUUCUUAGACUAAUUGCGGUAAAAGUUCUUUUUUUGAUGGGUAUCGCAUGUUGUGUAAAACAUCAAUCUUGAUAAAUAUAAAUAUAGUGGCGACAAUUGUUAUG